Molecule: messenger RNA, 1565 nt
Organism: Rhododendron vialii
Lineage: Eukaryota; Viridiplantae; Streptophyta; Magnoliopsida; Ericales; Ericaceae
Product: UNC93-like protein 3
Exons: 10
Coding region: 1-1311 (436 amino acids)
Biological process (GO): potassium ion homeostasis
Source: RefSeq, a predicted model, not a curated record
AUGGAUGAAGAGGCACCACUCCUUGCCGAAACAACAGAUUCGAAAACCCCAGCGAAGAACCACACGAGAGACGUGCAUAUUCUGAGCUCGGCCUUUUUGUUGAUUUUCUUGGCUUAUAGUGCCGCUCAGAACUUGGAGAGCACAAUUAACACUGAGGAAGAUUUAGGCACAAUUUCGCUUGGAAUUUUGUAUUCGUCAUUUACGGUUUUCUCUUUGGUUGCUUCAUUGGUGGUCCGAUAUCUGGGAUCGAAAAAUGCUCUUGUUCUUGGUACCACUGGGUAUUGGCUGUUCAUAGCAGCGAAUUUGAAGCCAACAUGGUACACAAUGGUUCCAGCUUCUUUAUACCUGGGAUUUGCUGCUUCAAUAAUUUGGGUUGCAGAGGGGACAUAUAUUACUUCCACUGCACGCAGUCAUGCACAUGAUUGCAACCUGCAUGAAGGAACUGUGAUUGGUAAAUUUAAUGGAGAAUUCUGGGGAAUGUUUGCCAGUACUCAGUUAAUUGGAAAUCUUCUCUCUCUUGCUCUGUUGAGUGGUGGGACGGGCGGAAGUACCAGUGGCACAACUUUACUAUUCAUUGUGUUCCUUUGUAGUAUGACCUUAGGUACCGUACUUAUGUGCUUCUUACAGAAGCGGGACGGUAAAGGAGAGGAGAGUUUACCAGAUUCUUCAGUCAGUUUCUACUCUUCAAUCAUUUCUCUAUCAAAAUCUGUCAUCACUCCAUUGUGCGACUUGCGAAUGCUUUUAAUUAUCCCCCUCAUUGCAUAUUCAGGCUUACAACAAGCUUUUGUAUGGGCUGAAUUCACCAAGGACAUUGUGGAACCUGCACUUGGUGUGUCUGGUGUAGCUGGUGCUAUGGUAGUGUAUGGAGCUUUUGAUGCAAUAUGUUCAUUGACGGUGGGUCGACUUACCUCUGGUCUCAAGUCAGUCACUCUAAUAGUUUCUGCAGGAGCCUUUAUUCAGUUUAUUGUAUUCCUCUGGAUUCUGCUGAAGUAUUGUUUGACUAGUGAAGGACUUGGCACCGUAUACCUUUUUCUCAUUGCAGCCGCAUUGGGCAUCGGCGAUGGAGUUCUCAAUACACAGCUUAGUGCUUUGCUUGGGAUGCUCUUUAAGCACGAUACGGAAGGAGCAUUUGCUCAGCUCAAGGUUUGGCAAAGUGCUUCAAUAGCCGUUGUGUUUUUCAUGAGCCCAUACAUUUCGUUGCUGGUGAUGUUAGUGGUUAUGGUUGCUGCAGUAUGCAUCGCUGUGGUUGGGUUCCUGUUUCUUACCCUUCAGGUAGAGAGAGCAUUUUCCUCUCAUGAUGCCGAUAUUUAGUGACCGAAAAUGUAAUGAACUUUUGUCUCUAAAAGAAAGAACUUUGUCCAGGUCUUGUGCUUUCAGAAUUGGUUGAAUUGUUGGGCAUAAAGAUCGUUUCCCAAGUUUCUCUCUCUUUCAAUGUUUUUUGUUUUUUUUCCAAAUAAAUUUGUUUUUUUCAAGGGGUGAUGGGAUACAAUAACCAAAAUGCUACACGAUCUUUAUGCUUGUCCUGGGCUUCAUUGGAGUUCUAUCUUAUUGCACUUGUGGAGAAA